AUCUACGAAAUCCAGAGUGGAGUGAAGAAGUAUGGAAGAUUCCAAGCAAUCGACCCGCAAGAGUAACAAGAAGGAGAUCAUAGAGAUUUUCGAGGAUCCUGUCCAUGGCCCAAUGGAAUUCAAAUGCAGCCUGCUGCUGAAGAUCAUUGACACGCCACAGUUCCAAAGACUCCGCGACAUCAAACAGCUUGGGUGCAGCUUUUCCGUCUUCCCUGGAGCAACCCACACCAGAUUAGCCCACUCAUUAGGGGUGUGCUAUCUCGCCGGUGAGUUUCUUCGUUUACUACAGAAGAGUCAACCUGAACUCGGGAUAAAGGACAAAGACAUUCUCUGCGUGCAGAUUGCUGGCUUGUGCCAUGACUUAGGUCGCGGGCCCUUCUCUCAUGUCUUCGAGAAUGAUAUACUUCCCAAACUCGGAAUCAAGAACAAGAAAGGGGACUCUCUGAAGCAUAUUGACCUGACCUUAAUGAUGUUCGAUCAUCUGAUUGAGGAGAAUGAUCUGAUGGACACAUUUCAGCAGCAUGAUAUCAAAGACAAUGACAUUCAGACCAUCAAAGACAUUAUGGAAGGAAACAUUGAUGGAUGUAAAGACGCAAGAAAGCGCUUCCUCUUCGAGAUCGUGGUCAACAAGCGAAACGGAAUCGACAUCGGAAGAUGGGACGCCAUUGCUCGUGAUUGCCACCAUCUGGGCAUCGCCAACAACUUCGACCACCGGAGGUGCAUGAAGUUGGCUCGGGUGAUCCUCGUACCAGAACGGAAAGUCGAGGACGACAAAGGAGGGCGGGUGACCAUUCCGGAGGAACUCCAGUUGUGUUUCAGGAAUAAGGAAGCGGACAACUUGUACGAAAUGUUCCGUGGACAGUACAUGGUACAAAGGAAAGCUGUCAAACAUAAAGUCACCAGUGUCAUGGAGCACAUGAUCAUGCAAGCCCUGGUAAAGGCCGAUAAGCAUGUGAAGAUAUUUCCUGCUAAAGACAAAGAUGGGACCAUGCUGACCAUGAGUGAGGCCCUGGAACAACAGGACAUGCAUGCAUUCACAUUCAUGACAGACAGCGUGAUAGACCAGGUCCUGUCCUCGAGUGAGGUCGACCUAGAUGUGCACGUAGCCAAGGAGAUACUGAAGAGGGUCCGGGCGAGGGAUGUCUACACGAAUGUCGGUGAGGUCCUCAUUCCACCAGGAGCAAGACUAAGGAGUCAAGAUGAAAUCGCUGAAAAGAUUUCGAAAGCGGAGAUGGGGCUUCCCGCCGAGGACGUUGCAGCUCGAGUGGUGGUGCUCAACUACGGACAGAAAGAGAAGAACCCGAUGGACUCUGUAUGGUUCUACUCCAAACAUCGCCCAGAUGAUGCCUUGGUUCUGGCAGAAGAUGAGGUUUCUGGGAUCAUUCCGAAGAAAUUUCAGGAGCGUUACGUACGUCUCUACUGCAGGAAACCCGAACAAGCGCCCAAGGCGACGGAACGAUUCAAAGAUUGGUGUAAGAAGAAAAACUUCCCCAAAAUUAGGGAAGCCUUGGAUAAGGUCCAGUCCUACUUGGGAAUAUGAUCACGUUGGAAAGGAACCGUAGAACUGUACUACAGGAAAUUAUAACUACAAUAUUUUUCUCCUGUCAUAGGCCCAUUCCAAUUAUAUAAUCGGAAACAUGCAUGUAUACCAAUUUCGGCUUUAAAAUAUUAUUGUCAAUUGAUCUUUAUUCUAAAAAAAUGAGGAAUGAUUAUAUCAAACUGUAAACAUUUAAUUUGUCAAAAAUCACGUGAUAGGAAGUUGAAAAGGGUAUUGCCUAUCAUUCAUUCAUUCAUUCAUUGACCAUUUUCUUUUCUCAUACGUUAUCAAUAUAAUCUUUCAUUAAACAAUCACGAUAAAUUUUAGUCAAAUUUCAGAUGAUUACCCGUUGAAUAUUUUCAUGGACGAGGGGGGGGGGGGGCAAUAUUAAACUAUUCUUAAUCAGUUACGUGUCAUUUUACUUCUGAUAGGCCUAUCACAAGUAAAGGCUCUGUAAUACAAAUGUUUGCAAUCAAUCACUAAUCAAUCAAAAUCGAUAGUGCAUGCCCAUUUCUAAUCCA
Lytechinus variegatus (green sea urchin) is the source of this 2058-nucleotide messenger RNA. RefSeq names its product deoxynucleoside triphosphate triphosphohydrolase SAMHD1-like. Lineage: Eukaryota; Metazoa; Echinodermata; Echinoidea; Temnopleuroida; Toxopneustidae. The transcript has 12 exons. Gene Ontology annotation, molecular function: dGTPase activity. The record is from RefSeq and is a predicted model, not a curated record. Gene Ontology annotation, cellular component: nucleus. Gene Ontology annotation, biological process: dGTP catabolic process. Bases 32 to 1540 code for a protein of 502 amino acids.